This is a messenger RNA of Cucurbita pepo subsp. pepo (vegetable marrow), 795 nucleotides long. NCBI's taxonomy places the organism in Eukaryota, Viridiplantae, Streptophyta, Magnoliopsida, Cucurbitales, Cucurbitaceae. The record is from RefSeq and is a predicted model, not a curated record.
AAGACGGUGGACUUGGGCUUCGGCUUCGUCUUCGGCUUCGGCUUGGGCGGUUACACACAUGCUUCCUUGCCAUUAUAUCUGUCACAUGUUUUAUAUAUUGUGAGCUCUGCCUCAACAAUUCGUAUGCUUUUUUUGCCUUGCGUCUUGGCUCCACAUAUCCAUUACACCUUACAAUGCCUCAUACUUCAAAAAAGAAUAGAUAUACGUUCGAUAUCGAUUUGACACUCCCAUUCCCUUGUCUAUUUUACGGUUAAUUCACGGAUAGAUUUGGUUCGUUUUGUUCUGCAGGAGUGGUUUUGCAGUAGAUGGAAAACAAGUAUCGUACGCAGAGAUGAUGACGGAUGAUGUACUAACUUCUAGAGAAGAACGAUGCUUCCGGCUCUGGAUAAAUAGUCUUGGCAUUGUUUCUUACGUUAAUAAUGUAUUUGAGGACGUCAGGAACGGAUGGAUACUCUUAGAAGCGCUCGACAAAGUUUCUCCAGGGUCGGUUAACUGGAAGCAUGCAUCAAAACCUCCUAUCAAGAUGCCUUUUAAAAAAGUUGAAAAUUGCAAUCAAGUUAUCCGGAUCGGGAAGCAGUUGAAGUUUUCGUUGGUUAACGUGGCUGGAAACGAUAUCGUACAAGGAAACAAGAAGCUCAUCCUUGGUAAUCCUCAUUCAUGCAUUUUAUAGCUUCCUCGCUCGAACGUCCACUGUGUAGCUCGGUUCCACAUCUUGCACCGUCUUGAAUGGAUAGUUGAGAAACACUAGUCGUUUAUCAAGCUUCCUUGGUAUGAUUGACGCGUUAUAUUUUCUCG